CUGUGGAACUCCUUCAGAGUUCCUGGGGAGUACGAAAUUUUGAAGAAAGAUUGAAGAAUGAUCGGAAGAAUCUCGCAGACGAAAUUGUACGAGUUAUCCAUGAAAACGUUGCCUUUCAAAGCGUAACAGUACUUGACGACAUACACAAGCGUCCAACGUAUGAUGAAAUUAAAGAAAGAUGCGUGUCGGGUAUCGGUGGACUUUGCUGUGACAUGGCGCUUUUCACGUGGGAAUUGUUUAAAGCUUUAGGCUUCUCAGUACGAAGGUACCCUCUGUAGUUACUGGUAACCAUACUGCGCCUAAUAAUCAUGUGUUAUUGCUGAUUGACGGCAUUGAAAACGAAUCCAAUCUUCAUCUCGUCGACUGCGGAACAGGCUUUCCAACUUUCCGUACAAUUUCAUUGAACUUUUCCGAAGAAUCUCCGAUAUUCACGGAUGGUUUCUUAGAAUACAAAUACAUUCGCUUUGAUGGAAAGAUCUUACGGAUGCAUGGGGAAGGAGAUACGUUUAAACGUAAUAAUCCACCAAUAGAAGGCCUUGAUUUUUUUAUAGGCCGUUGGAGAAGAUUCUAUUCCUUUGAUCCCGACCAUAGACCACGUGACCCGCACAAGCCAGCUGACGAUGUAUAUCGUACAGUAGCUGCUGGCCUUACUACUUUUACGUCAACAUCUCCACGUGCUGUUUGGUUUCCAAGGAAACGUGCUGUCGCCAUCGCGAACAACAAGUUGUUCGUUGAGAACGAGACUGGCGAACUGGUGACGACUCAUUUGAAUUCUGAUGAAGAAAUUUUGAAAGCCUUUCAAGAGCAUUUUCCACAAUUUAAACAAGACACUGUACGACGUGCUUUGGCAGAAUGGAAUCGCGUAUCUCAGUGA
Messenger RNA from Paramuricea clavata, 874 nucleotides. Lineage: Eukaryota; Metazoa; Cnidaria; Anthozoa; Malacalcyonacea; Plexauridae. The record is from the annotation of a GenBank genome assembly.